CAAAGCUCCUGAGUGGAAUAGAGUGAGUAACACUAGCUAGCUAGCUACUGACACUGAUGGAGUUUACAAUAUUGCAUGUGUGGGUUUUGGGAUUCCCAUGAGAUGGAAGAAGAACAGUGCGUGUCACUAUCGUUUUGCUGGAUCUGUAAAAAUCCCUAAAGCAUAAGAGGAAAAUAAAAAGAAGGGGUUAACUCGGAGGACCUUGGAGCUGAGGAUCCUGGUGAUGACAGUGAAGAUGGUUACAACAGACACAAGUACACUACUCUUAGUGGUAGCAGUCUUUCUAAACCUAGUAGCAAGUAACGAGUAUCACAAAAUACCAACAAAAUGGAGCUUGGGAAAGCUGCUUGGAAAAGACAGCUCUCCCAUGAUGUUCACUUAUCAUCUCUACAAUGCCACCAUUAAUGAGAACUCAGCCCCCAGGACUGCUGUGGAGAGUCCCAUCAAGAUGGGCAUCGUAGUGACCGAUCCUUUCUGGGACAUCAAGUUCAAACUUGUCUCUGGAGACGACGACGGCCUAUUCAAAGCGGAGGAGGUCAGAGUAGGGGAUUUCUGCAUUCUGCGAAUCAAAACGCGAAGCAGUAAUUCUGCAUCACUAAACAGGGAAGUAAGAGACAGUUAUACUCUCACCAUUGAAGCCACUGAAAUCACGUACGACUUCCAGGCCAGGACCAAGGUAUUGGUUCAGGUGCUUGAYACCAAUGAYCUGAAACCACUCUUCUACCCAGCCUCGUACAACGUAGUCAUCAGGGAAGACGCUCCGUUGAAGUCCAGCGUGGUCAGGGUCAGUGCGACGGACGCGGAUAUUGRYUGYAACGCUGASUUCUAUUACUCCUUUAMGAGYAGAGCCCAUCCGUUCGCCGUUGAUCCUUUCUCAGGCGCCAUCAGCCUCGUCAAGAGACUGAACCACAGCCGAGCAGAAACAUACGAUCUCACUGUAUUAGCYGAGGACAGGACCAAGAAGAUAUCUGGGGUUAAGAAGUUUGGCAACGAGGCCAGGGUUACAGUGACCAUAGAAAAGGUCUCUUCAACCGCCCCCAUCAUCAAACCUCUCCCGGUUGUCCUAGCUCAAAAGGACGAAGAUGAGAAGAUAACUAUUGAUGUCCAUGUAGAGUYGGGUGUAAAGCCAGUUGAGUCCGUUAGUAUUGUUGGUGGGGAUCCACAGAGGUAUUUUGAGAUUAUUCCAUCCAGCCUGCAACGCAAUGGAUUCCAAGUGGUCUCCACCAAGUGGGUGAAUUGGUCUCAGAGCCCAUCUGGAUUUAACCUCUCCCUCCAAGCUAAAGACAAGAGUGGUCCACCUUUAGUUUCUCMAGUUUCAGAAAUCCACAUCCCUCCGUAUAAACAAAGCCUGUUUUGCUUUCUGGAAGACAUUUACAUUCUCACACUAAGUGAGUUUUCACCACCAAAAACACAUGUGAUCAGAGUUAGUGUGAGUCCAGCACAUUUGAAUGUUACAUACCACAUUAAAAGUAACUCUGAUAGCUCCAAAUUUAAGAUUAACCCCAAAACAGGCAUACUUGUUACCUCAGAGUCCUUUGACUUUGAGAAAAAGUAUCGUUAUGAAUUCGACGUGACAGCGAAUCACGGYGAAGCCGAGACCCAUAUAGUUGUUGAGAUAACUGACGAAAACGACAACGYCCCCACAUUCACCAAGCCCUCAUACCAAGCCACACUACCAGAGAACGUACCUAUAGGCAGCAGCGUUCUAACAGUCUCUGCAAUAGACGWGGACAGGGGUCGAAAUGGCUUCGUGACCUAUGCCAUAGCCAACUCAGCUCCUUCCCCAUUCACAAUAGACCCGAUCAGUGGAGUGAUCUCUACAUUUGAGGAUCUGGACUAUGAGUUGAUGAAGAGGUGGUAUCAUCUCAGAGUGUGGGCUUCGGACAGUGGCAGUCCCUUCAGUCAUGUUUCUGAAUGCUCUGUGACGAUCACCAUGAGCAACGUCAAUGACAACACCCCUCUGUUUGAGCAGGUGGGAUGCAAUGCCACCAUACCUGUAGAUUUAGCAGUGGGAGAGCCAAUCGCAGAGCUGUCUGCUGUUGACCUGGACGAACUACAACAGCUCAGAUAUGUGAUCGAGUCAGGGAAUGACCAACAACUGUUUGACAUCGACGCUGUAUCAGGAGUCAUUAUACUGAUCAGACAGAUACCCACAGUUUCGAUAGAAACUGAAUUACCUUCGUUCAGACUCAGAAUCACAGCAACYGACGGUAAACAUAACUCCGAUCCCUCUGUUGUUACUGUUACUGUUGUUAACCAGGGCAUUGAAGCCACAGUCAGUUGUCAGGAGACUGGGAUUUCCAAACGGCUCACAGACAAACUGAUAGAAUCCAUGAAGCCAGUGUUGACUAUCCAGGAUGAGGAAUCCUUCUCGGACGUUCAUAUCAUCAACCGCCACUCUCCUAAGUUCAACUCUGGCAUCCCGAGUACUAUUGACAUCAGAGAGGACUUCCCUUUAAAUUCUACUAUCCUUCACUUCAAGGCUUCAGAUAAUGACACCGGAUUCAACAGCAAGCUUGUGUACGCYAUCUCAAGUGGAAAUGAAGAYGGGUGUUUCUCCAUUGGUAUUUKSUCUGGGGAGCUUCAGCUUGUGUGUCCUUUAGACCGAGAAACCAAAGAGUUCUACAUUUUGAACGUAACUGUCUAUGAYUUAGGAAGCCCACAAACCUCAGCAUGGAAAUUUCUUGCUGUGAAUCUAUUGGAUGUUAACGACAACCGACCAGUAUUCAACCAAUCCAGGUAUGUCGUGCACAUCCCAGAGAACACAGAGGUUGACACAACGAUAUUCCAAGUGCACGCAACAGAUUUAGACUCUGAGGGCAAUGGAAAUAUCCUAUAUUCGAUGCUAACGCUAACCAAUCUGUUCAAGAUCAAUGAACUCACUGGAAAAGUGAAGGUGUCUGGUCGUUUAGACAGAGAAGCCUUUCCCAGACAUGACUUGAAGGUGGAGGCUAGAGAUCAGUCUAAAAAAGACCCACAGCUCUUCUCUUUGACCGAUCUGGUGGUCGUGUUGGAGGACAUCAACGACAAUCCUCCCAAGUUCGUCCCCAAGAUCUACAACAUCAAAGUCCCUGAGGACUUUCCCUUGGGGACGGUGCUACUGUGGGUCGAGAGCUACGACUUAGACCUGGGCAGCGCUGGACAGAUCAGCUACAACCUGAAGAACAGUGAGAACGGGGCCUUUUUUCUGGACGCAUCGACGGGAUCUCUAACCCUUGAGAAAGAACUGGACUUCGAGACGAGACAGUCUUACAACCUGACGGUUCAAGCAAUUGACCAUGGCCUUCCUCGGUCACUCUCCUCCUMCUGUUUCAUCGAGGUGGAGGUCCUGGAUGUGAAUGAGAACCUGAAUAAGCCGGUGUUCUCCAUGUUUGUCUAUGAGGCCUCAGUGAUGGAGGACGCUCCUGUGGGAACCUCAGUGUUGACGCUGACAGCAGCAGAUAGGGACUUGGGGAAAGACGGAGUCGUCAGGUAUCACAUUCACGAUGGAUCUGGCCUGGGAGUUUUCAUGAUCGAUGAGGAAACAGGAGUCAUCCGCACGGCUGAGACGUUGGACCGCGAGGCCGUCCCACACUACUGGCUGUCGGUCUAUGCCAAAGACCUUGGCACCAUCCCUCUAGUGACCUGGACAGACAUAUUUGUGGAAGUCCUGGAUAUCAAUGAUAACCCUCCCCAGCUGUCCCAGCCGGUCUACUUCGGCUCCGUCCUGGAAAACAUGCCUAAAGACAAGUCAGUGCUUCAGGUCACUGCUACUGACGUGGACAGCUCCUCUGAGGGGAAACUCACCUUCCAGCUGUUGGAGUCACCGCAGACGUAUUUCACCAUCAACCCCAAGACAGGCGUCAUCAACACUCUGACCUCUCUGGACCGGGAACAGAAGUCUGAGCACAGUAUCGAGGUGAUAGUGUCAGACAACGGAGCUCCUGYUCUCCGCUCCACCUCUACAGUGAUCAUCCAGGUGCUGGAUGAGAACGACAACAGACCCCAGUUCAACCACAAGCUCUUCCAGGUCAAACUACCUGAGCAACACAGGGGUCAGGGGGCGGAACCACAGGCGGUGGUGUGUCGUAUGGUUGCCCAGGAUGACGAUGAAGGGCCCAAUGCUGAGGUCACCUUCAGUCUCCAGGACAACCAGGACGAGAGGUUUGAGAUCCAUCCAGACACUGGGGAGGUGAUGGCACGCGGGGACUUUACAGCAGGCAACUACAGCAUCCUCACGAUCAAAGCAGAGGACCAUGGGAGCCCGGUGAGAUCGUCGACAGUCCGCCUCGACGUAGAGUGGAUCCCCAAGCCGACGCCCACCUCCGAUCCGCUGACGUUUGACGAGCCACACUUCACCUUCGCUGUCAUGGAGACAGAUCCUGUCACUCACAUGGUGGGGAUCAUCCUCACGGAGACACAGAGGCUACUGUGGUAUGACAUCACAGGGGGCGAUGAAGAGCAGGACUUUGACAUUGACAGGAACACAGGAAGCAUCGUGAUCGCCAGGCCUCUGGAUGCAGGGAAGAAGUCAACCUAUAAUCUGACUGUACAGGUUACAGAYGGACAUCAGGUCGCAACCACACAGACAUAUAUCAGUGUGCUGGACAUGAACRAGCAUCGACCCAUGUUCAUGGAGUCCAUCUACGAGGUCAGAGUACCGGAAGACACCUCUCCACGGAAGGACAUCCUCCACAUCUCUGCUCAGGACCGAGACAGCAACAGCAAACUCAUCUACUCGCUCCACAGCAGCGUCCAUCCAGACAGCCUGAAGAACUUCCAUCUGGACCCUAAGAGUGGUGUUCUGGUGAUAACUGAGCAGCUGGACCGUGAGAAGCGUUCUGUGCACACGCUCAUUGUGAUGGUUCGAGAUCAGAAGAUGCCAGUGAAAAGAAACUUUGUGAAGGCAGUGGUUUAUGUGGAGGACUGCAACRACCACUCUCCUGCCUUCAUGGCAGCCGGCUAUGAGGGCACUAUCACCAAUCUGGCUGCGGCUGGGACAGAGGUGCUGCGUGUCAAGGCKCUGGAUAAGGACAUGGGGAGCAACGCUCAGAUUAUUUACUCCCUUCACUCAGGGAAUGUCGACAACACCUUUGACAUUGAUGGCGAGCUGGGGAGUAUCACUAUCGCCAAACCUCUGGACAGCCUACCCCAGGAGCAGUUCCAUCUGACAGUGAAAGCCACAGACCAGGGUUUCCCCCAGCACAGCGACCUCUGUUCUGUCUCCAUCACCGUCCUGCUCUCAGACAGAACCCCUCCCAGGUUCCCCUCUGAUGAGUACUUCUCAGAGGUCAGUGAAGCCAGUCCUCUGGGAACUCCCGUGAUCACUGUCUCUGCAGCCAGCCCAUCCGCAGUCCACUACAGCAUCAAAGAUGGAGACCCUAACGGAACGUUCCACAUCAAUGCAGASUCCGGAGUUCUCUCKGUCCAARYGAGCCUCAACUUCGAGRRGUGUUUCUCKUACAGACUCRAAGUGCGUGCUAGCACCUCGRCRGGAKCCUCGUCAGAUACGGUUGUUUACGUCUAUGUGAURGAUGAGAAUGAUAACCYWCCGGUGUUCCUCCAGGAGARAUUCCAUGGCCAGAUUAGUGAGUCUGCUCACAUAAACAGCAUGGUGAUGGGGGAGAGCAACACACCUCUGGUGAUACGAGCCUCUGAUGCUGACAGGGACUCUAACUCUCUCCUAGUCUUCCAAAUCCUGGAUCCGGAAGCGAUGAAAGUCUUCAAGAUAGAUCCAAACAUGGGUACACUCUCUGUGAUAUCGGAGGUGGACUUUGAAGAAACACCUGAGUUUAGCUUCAGCAUUCAGGUACGGGACUCAGGGGAACCGUCGCUGUGCGCAGCAGAGCCAGCCAGAGUCACAAUCCGUGUCCUGGAUUUUAACGACUGUUCCCCCAAAUUUGCUAGGCCGGUAUACGAGUUGUCCAUCGUCUUCCCUCCUGUCAGAGAGAUGGAGGUUGUACGGGUCAUGGCACAAGAUGCAGAUUCAGCUGUCUCGUACAGCCUCAURGAGGGCAACCUUCAAGAUGCUUUUCUCAUUCAUCCUUCCACUGGUACUAUCUCUGUAAACAAUGUUUCAGAGUUUAAAUCAUUUUACCAGCUGCUGGUCAAAGCCUCUGAUGGCCUGUACAAAGACCUUGCCACAGUUAAGAUAAACGUCACCAACAUAACAGCAGGCGGCCAUCUUAAAUUUGAGCAGGGAUUGUAUGCAGCCACCAUUGAGGAGAACUCGAUGACGGUCAAAAUGUUAGCUGUGUUGAGAGCUUCAGGUAGUUACUUGAACGAGCCUCUGAUUUACUCUGUACUGAACCCAAUGGGACGGUUUGCUAUAGUCCCAACAUCAGGCGUGCUUGAGACCACCGGCGUCCCCUUCGACAGAGAGGAGCAGGAUGUCUAUGACAUAGUGGUGGAGGUGAGAGACAUGAGGAGUCCCCCUCGUUGGGCAAUAACCCACGUCAACRUUUACAUAGUUGACAUCAAUGACAAUCCACCGAGGUUCUUGAACCUGCCUCACUCCAUGAUGAUCUCUGAAGACACGGACCCAGGAGAUGUAAUCUUUCAAGUCAUGGCGUCCGACAGUGAUCUUGGAGAAAAUGGCUCUAUUAUGUACUUGUUGGAGGAGGAUUUUGAUCUCUUUAGGAUAGACCCUUAUGUUGGUGACGUGUCCCUUCAGCGGCCUAUAGACUUUGAAGCUACCAAUAAAUAUGCCCUGACUGUCCUGGCCACAGAUGAGGGCUCGCCCAGUUGGACCACUUCAGCAGAGCUGAGUAUCACUUUGAGAAAUYGCACCAACCCCAUUUUUCAGACWUUGCUCUAUCUUCUGAAAGUCCCUGAAAACAUAUCUCCCUUCACCACCAUCUUGCAUGUACAAGCAAGAAACCCUGAAGGAUACCGGCUUAUUUACAAUCUGGAAGAGAAGAAUGCCUCAAAAAACUUUCACAUAGAUUUUAAAACAGGAGUGUUGAGUGUCACUGAUUUAUUGGACUAUGAAAGUCAGACAAUGCAUCUAUUGACGGUACGAGCCACUGACUCUGUGACAGGCUCCUUUUCAGAGGCCGCUGUCGGAAUAGAGGUUGAAGAUGUUAACGAUAACGCUCCAGUCUUCUCCAAGCUGACUGACACAGUGGAUAUACCUGAAGGAUUACCCAUAGGCACGUCUGUGUUACAGAUAUCAGCCACAGAUAGAGACUCAGGCAGGAAUAGAGACUUAACCUUCCAUAUUUUGGGGACGGGGGAAAAUGAAACGGACUUCUUUAAAAUAGACCCCCAGAGUGGUCUAAUUGUUACAACACAGGUGUUGGACUAUGAGAAGACAAAACACUUCCAGUUAAAGAUCAAAGCCAUAGAUAAUGGCACGRACCCAUUGAGCAGGGAUGCCUAUGUCAUUGUUAACGUAACCGAUGUCAACGAUAACCCUCCAAACUUCUCCAAGACCCACUAUCACGCAACACUGGAUGAAUUGGCCAAAUGUGGCCACAUCGUCAUAAGAAUUCAAGGUUUGGACCCCGACACAAGAGACUUGAACAAUCUACAGUAUAAGAUCCUCUCAGGUAAUGAGGGAAGAUACUUCGCCAUCAACGAAUCCUCCGGGAUUAUCUCCUUUUCUAACGUCUGCAAGAGAAAUGUGGACCCAUUCUACAACCUCACCGUGGCUGUGUCAGAUGGAGUUUUCCAGAACACAGCCCCUGUGAACAUUGAUAUGAUGAACACUAAUAAACACAGCCCCUAUUUCAACAAAAACAUUUACGAGGCGGAACUAGCUGAGAACGCUGAGGCUGGAACACGUGUGAUUCGCCUGGCCGCCAUAGAUCCUGACGAUGGACCUUACGGCAGUGUGGACUACACCAUCAUCAACAAACUGGCAGAUGACAAAUUCUCCAUAGACAAGAAUGGACAGAUCGUAACAUCUCAACCUUUAGAUCGAGAGAACCCAUCUCAAAGAGUGAUCGCCAUCAAGGUGAUGGCUAAAGAUGGCGGAGGGAAAGUAGCGUUCUGCACUGUGAAGAUUAUCCUGACAGAUGAGAAUGAUAAUGCCCCUCAGUUCAAAGCAUCAGAGUAUCAGGUCUCAAUCCAGUCUACUGUAAACAAAGGUUCUCCAGUGAUUCAGAUAAUGGCAUACGAUGCAGACGACGGUAAAAAUGCUGACGUCACCUACACCGUGGACGAAGCAGAGGAAGUGACCCAGGACAUCAUCGAGAUCAACCCCUUCACUGGCAUAGUCAGCGUCAAAGAGAGCCUGAUAGGUCAAGAGAACAAGAUAUUAAACUUCAAAGUCAAGGCUCGGGACGGCGGAUUACCGUUCUACAACUCCACGGUUCCGGUGCAGGUGAAAGUAGUACCACCUGAGGUCCCUCUUCCGAAGUUCUCCGAGCCRCUGUACACUUUCUCCGCAGCCGAGGACAUCUCCAUUGGAACAGAGAUCGGGACGAUCAAGGCYGACUCUGACAUGCCAGUCAUCUACAGMCUGGUCAAUGGCAACACAGUGGAGAGUAACAGAGACAGAGUGUUUGCUCUGGAUAAAGAGAGCGGUACUCUACUCGUCCAGAAGAGCAUUGACCACGAGAGGACCAAGUGGUAUCAGAUAGAUGUUAUUGCUCAAGGCAACCACAACGGGACCGACGUGGCCUCGCUGGUGUCGGUCAGCAUCCAGGUCCAGGAUGUGAAUGACAACGUGCCGGUGUUCGAGGCCAACCCUUACAAGGCCUUCCUGGCUGAGAACAUGCGACCAGGAACCACCGUCAUCCAGGUGACUGCCAACGACCCUGACCAGGACACCAAUGGACAGGUGACCUACACCUUGGAAGCCGAACCCGAUGACGUCGCCGAUGUCUUCUCCAUCGACAGUGAGAGCGGUUGGAUAACUACUCUGAGAGAAACGGACUGUGAGAUGACUCAGCACUACAGCUUCACAGUGGUGGCUACUGACCACGGGGGGGAGGUUAAGCUCUCGUCCUCAGUUCUAGUGGAGGUGACGGUGACUGACGAGAACGACAACCCUGCUCGGUUCACGGAGGACGUGUACCAUGGGUCUGUCAUGGAGAACACUAGGCCUGGGGAGGUCAUCAUGAGCCUGACGACCGUUGAUAUGGAUGUGACUAAAGAGAACAGGCAGAUCACGUGUUACAUCACAGACGGGAGACCAUUGGGCCAGUUCUCCAUUCUAGGAGGGGAGGUGGGGGCUGGUCUCAAAGAGUCUCUUGACCGUGAAGCUAAAGAUAAGUACUCCCUGAGUACCGUUACAGACGGGAGAUUCGAGGCCCAUGCCACUGUAGAGGUCCAUGUCCGCAUCAACGAUAACAGUCCUCUGUGUGUGCAGUURCUGUACACAGAGGUUGUCGUGGAGAAUUCCCCGUCACGCAUGUUCAUCGUGAAGGUUUCAGCGUYGGACCCAGACAUCGGCACCAAUGGACAAGUGUCCUACACCCUYCACGGCCCCAAUGCAGACAAGUUCCAUCUUGAUCAAAAGACAGGGGAGUUGUUCACCCUGGCCCAGUUGGACCGGGAGAAGGUGAUGGAGUAUGAUCUARUAGUUAAAGCCACGGACGGCGGAGGUCGCUCCUGCCAGGCAGACAUCUUACUCAUGAUCCAGGAUGUGAAUGACAACCCUCCCAAGUUCUCCAACAACCACUAUGAAGUCACCGUGUUCGACAACACCACCGUCAGGACACCCAUCGCUGUCAUCUACGCCAAAGACCCUGACACUGGUAUAAACUCUGAGGUGAAGUAUUCUCUACUCGAGGACAACAGCGUCCACUUCUCAUUAGAAGAGUUCUCCGGUAUCCUGCGCCUGGAGAGGUCGCUGGCCGAAAACACCCGGUCGACCUUUGAACUCAAGGUUAAAGCCACCGACAGGGGGCUUCCCCGACAACUGUACUCCAUUGCCACAGUUACGGUGCAUGUUGUCGACCUGAGCGACUACAAGCCGGUAUUCUUAAGCCAGGAGUACUUCGCCCAGAUCCCAGAAUCCACCCUGGUAGGGUCAGAGGUCAUCAGCGUCUCUGCCCUCACUAGAGACGGGACCGAGACGGAAUCCAUCAUCUACUCCAUCGUCUCUGGCAACGAGGGGGGAAGGUUCUACCUGCACCCAGCAACUGGUGUUCUGGCUGUGAAUGGUUCUUUAGACUUUGAGCUGUGUCRUGAAUACUACCUGUCAUUGGAGGGGACGAGAGGCAAGUCGACUCUGAGCGACAUCACCAUGGUGAUUAUCAACRUCACAGAUGUCAAUGACAACACGCCCGUGUUCGGACAGGGAGACUACAGAGCUGACAUCUCAGAGGACCUGUCGCCUGGCGAUGUGGUGAUGCAGGUGACAGCCAUCGACCUGGAUGGGCCGUUGAACAACCUCGUCCACUACUCCAUCUCCAGUGGAGACCCUCAGGGGCAGUUCGGCAUCGACCCUCGCAGUGGAGAGAUCAUAGUCAGGGCCACGCUGGACAGAGAGGAGAUCACGCACUACUCUCUGACGGUCCAAGCAGCUGAUGAGGGAGACCCUCCUCUGUCUACGGCGGUCCAAGUGACCUUGACCGUGUCCGAUGUCAACGACAACCCACCUGUCUUCUCCCAGAUUAAACACAACCUGGUCCUUCAGGAGAGCGAGGCCAUCGGUAGCAGUAUCCUCCAGCUGGUGGUCACAGACAGAGACACCCCUCACAAUGGACCUCCCUUCACUUUCCUCAUCGUGUCUGGGAACGAGGACCGCCGCUUCCACGUAGACCAGGGAGGUCUGUUGUCCAUCUCUGCCCCUCUGAAGAAGAAGAUCAAGCCACAGCACCUACUGAAAAUACAGGUGACAGACAGCGGACACCCUCCUCUCUCCUCCAUCUGCGUGGUAAAGAUCAACGUCACUGAGCAGAGCAAGUACCCUCCUUCUGUGAUGCCCCUGGAAGUCUUCAUCACCACCACAGGAGACACUUUCUCCAACCGAGUCAUAGGCAAGCUCCAUGCCUCCGACCAGGACCUGCACGACAUCCUAAACUACAAGCUGGUCUCGGAGUCUCCAGGUGGGGGAGACCCAGGGCCGAGCUCAGGCCCCUCUGGAGGCCUCUCAAGGUUCUCUGUGGAUCUGGUGGAUGGGAAGAUCUGGGCCGAUGAAGACCUGAAACCUGGUCUCUACUCCCUCAAUGUCAGCGUCUCCGAUGGGAAGUUCAGCGUGUGGGCCGGGGUGAAGGUCCAUGUGUGGAAACCCACCCAGCAGGCACUGGACGCUGGGCUCACUCUGCAGAUGGCUGGGCUUUCCCCGGAGGAGUUCUUGGGGGACCACUGGAGAGGCCUCCAGAGGAGCCUCAGCACGGCCCUGGGUAUAGCCAGGCAAGACCUCCACCUGGUGAGCCUACAGCAGCAACCCAACUCCCUGGUCCUGGAGGUUCUGCUGCUAUGGAGGCCGCAUGGUGGAAAAGUCUGCUGUGAGUUUUGACGGGACGGGCUAUCUGAAAUACCUGUAUCAGACUGUAGCGGAGGAGAAUCAGAACUUCCGUCUCUCUCUUCGCAUCAAGACCUUCCAGCAACAAGGCGUUGUCAUGAAUACCAAUGCAACCAACUGGGGGAGCUUGAAGCUGAUGGGUGGAGAGUUGAGGUUCAUGUACCUCUGUGGCAACACGCUCCCGGGUUCCCUGCAUGUCCACGCAGCCCCAGUGGUGUCAGACGGGCGGUGGCACCACGUCCUUCUGGAGGUCAACGGUACCAUCCUCAGACUCACCCUGGACCACAUUUACUCAGCCCAGGUCGUCCUCUCUAAACCCUGCCAUCUGAUGCAGCCCCAUGGGGCUCUGAUCCUCGCUGGCCCCCCUGGUCCUGGUUCUUCUCCCACCACCACCCCCACCACCACCACCACCACCUCUACAGAGACCCAGGCCAGGGCCCAGACCCAGGCACAAGGCUUGGUGGGCUGCCUGGAGGGUAUGGAGCUGAAUGGGGAACCCAUCAGGACAGAAGAGAAUAAGGAGUGGAAUGGUCCUGGGAGGAGGAGGGUGUUUGGGGUCUACCAGUGCUGUGUCAACCAGGUCAGGAUGAACAGCUGUGACAGUAACCCCUGUCUGAAUGGAGGAACCUGUGAGGAGGAAUCAAAUGGAGGGUUCCACUGCAGCUGUCCGGAGUCCUUCCAUGGCCCCCACUGUGAGCUGGACAGCAACCCCUGUGCCUCCCAGCCCUGUGCCCACGGUGGGGUGUGUGUGCCAAAGAGUCAAGGUUACAUCUGCAACUGCCAACUGAAUAUGGCUGGAAUCAGGUGUCAGAGCCUAAUUGACAGAUGCUCUCCCAACCCGUGUCAAGGAGGGUAUGACUGUACCUUCUCUGGGGGCUCCAUCCACUGCAACGCUCUGCCCCAGCUGUCCACUGGGCUGGGCUACAUCGAGAUCGUGGAGAUCUGCGCCAGCUUGACAGGGGUUUUCUUCCUGGUCGGUGUUUUCGUCUGCGUCCGCAAACGCUAYGUCCAACAGAAGAAGAAGCCUCUCUGUGUUCAGGACUCCAACGGUUACUUCCAACCCAGUCUGGCCAAAUCCAUGAUGGCGAACACUCCAGAGGUCAGCCAAAUAGAGAUGAGCACGCUGAUAGGUUCUGGUAACGACCUGGAUAACAGUCCCUUCAGAUCUCUGAAGCCUCGCAGCCAGAUGGACCUGGGGCUGGGGUCCCAGGUAAGCCUAAGGGCCGGGAAGCAGAAGCCACAGGGGCCUGUGGUGUGUAGUGUGGCCCCCAACCUCCCUCCUACACCUYCAUCCAUCUCUGACAAUGAGUCCAUCAGGAAACACCACUGGGAUCAGGACUAUGAAGUCUACCCUGCUGAUCCUGACUAUUACGGUCGACCCAGCCCUGCGGUCCAAGAGUAYCCCCAGGUGCAGGAGUUUCCCCAGUUCGACAUUGURGAGGACACCUACGGCUCUGUGACCGCAUCAAUAGACUCACGUAGAAACUCUCGCUUCAGCGGAUUCCCGUUUCCCCUGGAGCGCUCUGACCGCCGCGCUCCCUUACCGCCCUGCUACAGUAACCAGAACCUGGAUGACUUCCUGGGGCCUGACGGUCUUCCAUUACCCAUCUCUCAGUGCCCCAACGAGUACACUGCCAUCAGUUACUAUCCGACGCAACAUGCACAAAGCAUGGACAAUGUGUCGUCGGGCUACCGGCGCCUCAGCAUGCGCCUCAGCGUUGCCACGCCGUCCUACGCUGAGUGUAACGCUCCUCCUCCUCCCCCUCCGUCCCAGCAGGCUAGGCAUGCAGGACGGAACUCUCGCUGCUACAACGGGUCUGACAUGGUGGGCAGCGACUAUGGAAGCUGUGAGGAGGUCAUGUUCUAGAAUGUUUUAGAGUGUUCUAGUCUAGAACCCAGUGAAACUAAGUGAGAKUUGCAGAUACACUGUUCCCUAACAGAGGUCUCUUUAAGGGAGAGACUGCAACGUUCUAGGAAAGAUUUGAGUCUUGAACAUUCUAUGAUGUGAAUUAAUUACAUUCUCUCCAGUCAAUUCUUAGAAUGUCUCCAUAGAAUGUGAUUCUAAGUGGGCUUGACAUUGGGUAGAGUAAAUGAAAGAGUCCCUCACAUUUUCUUCCUCAGGGUUAAACAGUAUUACGGGAUGUUUAUCUGAAACUAUGACAACAAGGUCUCGCAAACAAAGAUGUGCUGAACUAAACACUGCAGCAACCAUCAAACGCUCACUCAUCUAGACCACUCUCUGAGGGAGAGGGACUGGCUUUGUAUAAAACACAAUUCCUAUAAAGUAUGAAUAUGUCUACAAGUCAUGCAGAAAAUAGCUACAUUUCGUACAAUAAUAACCAUAUAACCAAAAAGUUGUUGCAUACAGUAAUACAGUUCCUAUGUAUGACCUCACCAUUCAGUACAGUAUGUAUGUAGUCAUAUGAGUUGCGUCUCAAAUGGCACCCUGUUCCCUACAGGCCCUGGUCAAAAGGAGGGCACUACAUAGGGAAUAGGGUACGAUUUGAGACGUAGUCAUAAGUGACAAAAUAAUGAAGGGGACUGGAUCCUAACAGUAAGAAGAAAUCCAUAUUUAAUGAAUAAAUGGAUCAUAAAUACACAUACAUAUUAUGUGUGUUUGUCAUAAAACAGAUUGUCUAUUCAAUAUAACUUUUAUCCCUGAUAUUGCCAAUUGUGUAAAUAGUGCAUAGUGUGGAAGUAUUCAGACWUUUAUGCCCCCCCCCCMAAAAAUGUUUUAUCGGAGUUGUAACGGUUGAUGGUAUUCUUUUGUAAUAAGUAUUUUGAGUCCGAACACGUCCAGGGAAUUAUGGGAAAAUUACUGAAUUCAAAGUGAUAUCAUGAUAUCCCAAUGUGUUUAUAUGUGCUGUGUAUGUGUGUGCUAGUCCAAUGAGUUAACAUGUGUUUUUGUGUGUAUUAUUUUUGUAUCAAUGUGGGGUGUAUGAACCCCAUGUUUUGAAGUUGUUUCUCUGUGAGAGAUUUUAAAUCAUGUAGUAUUGCCAAUUUGUUUUCAACACUGUAAUCGCGCCAUGAAUAAAAUAGGAUCUUAUAUUAUUAACAAAGUAUAUGUUCUCAGUAUUGAUUGUAAUACUUGUAUGUGUAAUGCGCCGAUGCUGUUGGAUUGACAUCUAUAACGGCUAUAACAUGUACAUGCAAUACCAGCGGUGACCACAAGGAGACACAAUUUGAUCACAUUGGUAGAAUAAAACUCCCUUCUCAUUCA
Salvelinus sp. IW2-2015 is the source of this 14618-nucleotide messenger RNA. The record is from RefSeq and is a predicted model, not a curated record. Lineage: Eukaryota; Metazoa; Chordata; Actinopteri; Salmoniformes; Salmonidae.